AUGGAGUCGAGCGGGGAGCGGCGGGUGCCGGCCGCGGCGCUGCUGCGUGAGGAGCUGCGACUCGUGGAGGCCGUCAUCGCGGGGCGCCGGCGCCGGCGCGUCUACCGGCACCACGUCUUCUUCCGCGCCCUCCUCGCGCUGCGCGCCGCGCUGGCGCAGGCGCUGCCGUCGUUUGCCCAACGCGCCCCCGCGCCGCAAAAGACGGUCACGCACCUCCUCGCGCGCGCCGUGCGGUGCGGGGAGGCGGCGGCGCUGGAGUUGAGUGCGGCCCGCGUCGACACCGUCGCCCUUGCGGCACUCCUGCUGGCGAUCGCGGCACGCGUCGGGUGCCUCCUCGCGCCCCUCGCCGCGCGGGAGCGGGGCGCCUUCGCCGAGCUGCUCCCCCCGGCGGAGGACGAUGGCGGGCCGCAACAGCGACGGGGCGUGCGGUUGCGCGUCGCAGCUCUGCCGCGAACCCGGCGGAAGCGCACACGAUCGCCGGAGGGCGCCGUGGCACUGCGGCGGCCGACGAUUGGGGGCAUCAUCGAGGCGGCGCUUCGCUGA
This is a messenger RNA of Trypanosoma conorhini, 543 nucleotides long. RefSeq lists its product as uncharacterized. Lineage: Eukaryota; Euglenozoa; Kinetoplastea; Trypanosomatida; Trypanosomatidae. The record is from RefSeq and is a predicted model, not a curated record. The transcript has a single exon. The coding region runs from base 1 to 543 and encodes 180 amino acids.